AUGACAUGCAAUCAAAGUGUCUCUUCAGAUUGCCUUUUUAAAUGGAAGAGUAAUAAUCAUUCACAGAUUUCACUUUUUUGUUUAUUUUUUAAAAAAGUCGAGGAGAAUAAUUCAACCAAUAAUACAAAUUUUAUUCUUCUCUCCUCCUCUAUGUGUAAUUGGUAUUAAUUAAGAAAUGGAGAUAUAUUUUAUAUUCCGAGGCUAGAAUAAUUAACUGGUGAAGUACCCAUGUAUACGUAUGAUAUUAUGUCUGGUUCAUAUGUUUAGUAUAAAACAUUUAAUAUUUAAUAACGUUGUACGAUUUAAAUUCGAAAAAUUGGUGAUUUAAUGUAUUGCUAAGAAAGCUCUUAAUUUUAUUUAUUAUACGUUAAUAGAAACUUUAUCAAAUAGAUUUAUGAGACUUAAAAUUAUUUUGAUAUGAUUUAUAUAGAGAAUUCAGAUGAAGAAUAUAUAAUAUUGACUUAGAAUAAUUACAUUGACAUUACACAUUAUAAUUUUUCUUAAGGUAAUGUGGUUCAAAUGCAAACCUACAAUAUAGAAAAAAUAAAACUAUUAUUGAUAGAUCAAAAUGAAAAUAACUUUUUGAUAAAUCCAAUGUUAGCAUAAACACUUUAAUUUAAUCUUGUUGAUGCUUUGAAAGUUAAAUUCGAAAUACGAUUAAAUGGCAUCUUAGAUUUUGAAAAUAUAAAAUUUUAUGUAACUGUUACUAUUAAUACAUUGAAUUAAAGUUUUGAAACAAAGAUAAUAAGAACUUUUAGAAGUUUAGAUUCUAUAGAGAAGAUAAUAUUUAUUGACGAACGAUUUGCUAUAUUUUAAGGUUAAGCUCAAUUUCAAUGUUAUAUUUAUGAUUUAAGAUAGGAUUAAGAAUUUUAUGAUCCGAUAGUUAAAAUGAAUAUGUAGCCUGCAAUGAUAAUAAAAAGCUAUAAUAGUACACAUUAUAUUUUCUUUGAUUGUUUAAAGAAUGAAGCAUUUUUAAUAGAAAUUGGAUAUGAGAUUAGUUUUUUUGAGAAAGAGAAACCUAAAAAUUGUAAGUUAAUAGCUGAAAAUGAGAUAUCAAAGGCUGAAAUUUAAUUAAUCAUUUAAUAAGAAGAGAUUAAUGACAACAUUAAUUACAAAAGUAUUAUAAUAGUAUCAAUUAUUAUAUGCAUAUUAAUUGUUUUAAUCAUUUUUAUAUUAAGGAGAUAAUAAUUAAAGAAUCAUAAUCUAAAACAAUUCUAGCAAAUAUCAAUAGAUGAAUCAAAACUAUAAUGA
This is a messenger RNA of Paramecium tetraurelia, 1251 nucleotides long. RefSeq lists its product as uncharacterized. The record is from RefSeq and is a predicted model, not a curated record. NCBI's taxonomy places the organism in Eukaryota, Ciliophora, Oligohymenophorea, Peniculida, Parameciidae. The transcript has a single exon.